Molecule: messenger RNA, 942 nt
Organism: Rotaria socialis
Lineage: Eukaryota; Metazoa; Rotifera; Eurotatoria; Philodinida; Philodinidae
Source: the annotation of a GenBank genome assembly
AUGACCUCUGACGAUAUUCGUUUGGGUGAUAUAAUUGUUGAAGGUGAUAGUGGUAGUAUAGUCCUGGUAGGAUUUCCAUAUGAUGAAGGUGUACGAAGAAAUAAUGGACGAGUUGGUGCAAAACAUGGUCCCGAUUCAUUUCGUCAAUUAUUAAAACGAACAGGAACUGUUGUUAAUGCUGAAUAUGAUGAUUUAGAUCUACGAAAAUAUUUAACUAUUUCUGAUGGAGGUAAUAUUAAUGCUGACUUAACUUUAGAAGAAGCUCAUCAACAAUUAGAAAGUCGUAUUCGACAAUUAAUAUCAAAUGGGAAAAUUCCAUUUGUUGUCGGAGGUGGUAACGAUCAAUCCUAUCCUAAUGCUUCUGCUUUAUUAAAUCAUACGACGAAAUCAAUCUAUGUUAUUAAUAUUGAUGCACAUCUUGAUGUUCGACCAUUGAAGGAAAAUAAUAAAUCUCAUUCUGGUUCACCAUUUCGAUUAUUACUUGAAGAUCAAAAAUUUCAUCAAAAUCCUUCAAAUCGAUUUAUUGAAUUUGCAAGUCAAGGAUCUCAAUGUUCUAUAGAACAUGUGAAUUAUCUUCGUUCAAAAUCUCCUUUAACUCAAAUAUUUUGGUAUCAAUCAAUUCGUGAUAACCCAUUGGCACCUUUUCGUACGAUACUAAAAUCAGCCGAAGAACAACAAAGUGAUAUAUUCGUAUCAUUUGAUAUCGACUCCAUUAUUUCAUCUUCAUGUCCAGGUGUUAGUGCACCGGCAACCGUAGGUCUUACUGCUCAACAAGCUUGUGAUAUCGCUUUUUAUGCUGGAGAAUCUUUACAAGUUAAACUAAUGGAUCUCAGCGAAUAUAAUCCACUAAUCGAAGACUAUCGAACAGGAAAACUUGUAACACUUAUUUUUUAUCAUUUCGUUCUCGGACGAGCAAAAGCGAUUCGAGAUUUAAUGCAAUAA